Molecule: messenger RNA, 2141 nt
Organism: Cuscuta campestris
Lineage: Eukaryota; Viridiplantae; Streptophyta; Magnoliopsida; Solanales; Convolvulaceae
Source: the annotation of a GenBank genome assembly
CUUUGUGUUUGAGGAGUGUUUGAUCUCUUGGGGCAUAGAUGCAACCCUUGUGAUCCUUUGUGGGCACUAGGGCCAGAUCUAGGUCCUCCACUUGGGGCUGGAACCAGUUCAAAGAACAGAAAUCCUUCUUUGGAUUCCUAAGUUCUGGACUGGAUCCUGGGGGCUGUUUGGGACGCUGGAUACGGUUUCUCUGAGCAAACUAGAGGAAUCGCAGAGAUCAUGCUUGCUGCAGUAGCCCAUCAUGACUUACUGCUAUACGGUGGGCUGUUGCUUGUGUUAUUGAGAACUGGAACUGCCUGGACACUUCUGAAUUUGACUACUACUGAAGUACAGGGCUGGUUUAGAGCUUUCUCUCUGGCGAUUCGGGAUGAACAGUACCCCUCGCUGGUUCCGUUCAAAUUGAAGGCGUUCACCGGUGAAUUUCCUCCAAUUGACUGCAUUUUCCUUUUCCCCUCACCACGGCGAGCAUAUCUACCCAAGGAAUCGUCUCUUCUCUUGACGAAAGGAAAAAAAGGGAGUGGGAAUCCCACCCCUCCCACCCCUCCAAAUGUGAGGAACUUGCGUAGCUUUCUCCAAGGUAUUGAGGAGGAUGUUGGGACAACCGCGGGAGUCUCUGCGUCUGGGUCUGGUGUUGAAGGUGAAGAGCUACUGCAUAAGGAAAAACCAGUGCUUCAAGAUUCUGUCCAGGAGGUGCUACACAAGGAUGUGAAUAUCCCUGCCACUGGCAUAUUCACUGCUGGGAACCAACCUACUGCAGAGGAUGUGAACACCCAUGCCAUUGCCACAUCCACUGCCAAAGAAGCUGGGAAACAACCUAGUGCUGCUGAUAGUGGGAAAGAAGCUGGAAACAAUGAUGUUAACAUCACUGCCAAAAAUUACGAAAAACCAGUGGUGAAAAAAUCUUUUGUAUCUUUGUUUGAGAAGAACAGGUCUGAAGAUAAGGGUAUGAAGCUUCAUACGGUUGAUAUGGCUGAGGAUGAUGAGGUCUUUAUUCAACCCGAAGACAUAACACCUAUGGAGGAGUUAUGGGGACCUUGCUUGGUUGGAUGUUUUACCGGAAGAUUCCCUAGCCUUGCUCCCAUCCAAACCUUGGUGGAAUCUUGGAAAGUGCCUUGCCAAUUCCUCCCUCACCACAAAGGCUGGGUUAUUUUUAAAUUCUUGACAGAUGCUGACAGGGAUUUGGUGCUACAUAUGGAUGAUCAUAGAAUCAACAAUAAGAAAUUCCUGCUUAAUAUUCCACAGGAUGGGUUUAUGUGGAAUGCAAAAUCUUUUUCCACUAUGCCGGUUUGGGUGAAGCUGGACGUUCCUUUGCAGUUUUGGGGUCCUAAUAGUUUGUCAAAAAUUGCCUCAAAACUGGGAAGACCACUCUUUACAGAUGGCCUCACCAAUAAGGUGGCUUCCAAGUUAACCUUGGAGGAAGAUCCCGAGGAUAAAAUGGCCUACAAGAAACCUAACUUCUGUAGAGUUCUUGUUCAUAUGGACCUCUCCAAACCCCCUCCUUCUUCUAUAAAAGUGAAUUUUGUUGGAGGGAAUUAUAUUCAACAUGUGGAGUAUGAGGACCUACCUCUUUAUUGCUAUUACUAUGAGAAGUUUGGACAUACUCCUUUUGACUGUGUCCAUCUCUAUGAAUUGGAAAAAAGGAAAGCUCAGGAAGACCAGAAACAUCUUGACAAAGCUAAGGUGGAACUCUUGAAGACAACACUCCUGGCAGAAACUAGGGCUGGACAAGGUAAGGAGACCAGGGUUAAUCAGGGACAGCACAAGGAGGGUGAUUCAGGCAAUAAGAAGGAGGACAUGGGUCAUAACAAGGGUGAUAAGGCUGCAAUUCCUGAUAAGAGGACCCCCACACAUCCUAACCCUGAUGAACCCUCACCUUCUUUCUCUAAGAAAGAUGAUAAUGAUGGAUUUACCCUUGUGGGAAAAGGAAAGGGAACCCUUACCACACACCCGUUGAAACCCCAAUACAAAAGAGAAACCCGAGGCAGUGGGCGUGGACAGACGUAUGGAUACAGGGGUGGCACAUAUCGAGGAGGAAGGGGUCCAGGCCCUAACUCUUAAUGAAAGUACUCUGUUGGAAUUUUAGAGGCCUGAAUAGGGCCUUUAAACAAAGUUUUCUGUGUAAAUAUAUUAUGGACCUUGGU